GUCAAAACAAUAGAAGAUCUGACAAACCACUUGUCUAGCCGUUACGCCAGCAACAAUUUAAAGAUUUUUGAGGAUGACUGUACCUUUCCAAAUAACAAGCGGAAAUCUGAGAGAGUGGUGAAGAGACUACAUAAUACAGUUCAGCAGCCAAUGGGUAAGCGCCUCACCAUGACCCCAGAAGUAAUGAACACUUGGCAAACGUCUUUAAGUCUCUCUGAUGAUGAAGGUACAAGAUACCCUGCGAAAAGAGUAAAGAUUACUGAUAUCAAAGUAGAUUUCAUCUAUGACAGCGUACAAUCAUGGUUAAGGGGGAUGGAGAUCAUGAAACUAACCGCUGGACUUGCCUGCAUACUGUCUACACCCUUUGCUGGACCUGUGAGAGAGCUGCGGCGCAAAAGGCAAACAUCUCAGGGGCUUGUCUGCAGAAUUGCCCCAGAGGUUUUAGAUGGUUGUGCCACCUCCUGCCUCUUCAACGAUGCAGCUAGAGACUACUACUGUUCCACUGGGAGCAUGACAGCACGCUGUUCACCGACAUACUCAGAUCUAGCAGUAGACGGACAGAGGUGUAAGAAGGACCACACUUGUGGACAUCAUGGUUGGUACGAAUAUUACUGGUGCAACACAGACAGCAGCUGGCAGUAUUGCAGCCCUCCACUGCCUCUAGGGAAAACAAACAGUGGGAAAUUUUGCAGCUCUAAGCGCAACUGUGCUAAAUAUGGGUAUUCCUACUUCUGGUGUGACCUUGAUGAUGGUAGUUGGGAUUACUGUACCAGAUAGUUUGUCUGCUUUAGCAGUAAUAAGAGAAAUUAGUUUGCAGUUACCAUGGAUGUAUUCUGUAUUUGUGUUAUUUUACAGUGUGUUCAUGAUUCAUUUAGAGCUUAGUCUUUUUGGCUUCAUGUUUGUAACUUUGUUUGCCUAAAAUAAAUGGAUGCCUGAA
Molecule: messenger RNA, 937 nt
Organism: Oryzias melastigma (Indian medaka)
Lineage: Eukaryota; Metazoa; Chordata; Actinopteri; Beloniformes; Adrianichthyidae
Product: endonuclease domain-containing 1 protein
Molecular function (GO): metal ion binding; hydrolase activity; nucleic acid binding
Source: RefSeq, a predicted model, not a curated record